GCGCGACUCCGCGCCGGUGGAUCCGAAACGACAAGCUCGACAUGAACGCCGCCGCGUUGACCGCAUCGCGCGUCUCGGGGACGAGCGCGAUUCGCGCCCCGCCCCGCCGCCGCGCCGCCGCGGUUCGCGCGCCCACGAUCGUCGUCUCCGCGGGGCGACGAGCGAGACGCGAUGCGCACGAAUCGGGGCUGGAAUCGGGGCGACGGGAGGAGCCCGCGUCGCUUCCCUCGCGCCGCGCCGUCGCGCUCGCGCCCGUCGCCGCCGCGCUCCUCGCGCCCCUCGUCGCCGCCGAUCCCGCGCGCGCCGACACCGAGUGCACCGAGUGCAGCAACAGCAACUCGUCCCUCGCGCCCGGGGACAAGCCCUUCGUCCAAUCCCCGUCGGGGGCCAGAUUCGCGGACCUGCGCGAGGGCACCGGCGCGACGCCCCAGCCCGGACAGACCGUCGUCGUCGAGUGGGUCGGGUACACCAGCGGGUACCAGGCCAAGAAGAUCGAGUCCACGCGCGAGACGGACGCGCCGUACGCGUUCAAGCUCGGCGCCGGCGAGGCGAUCCCGGCGUUUGAAGAGGCGGUUUCGCAGAUGAGAGUCGGAGGCAUCCGGAGGAUCGAGAUCCCGGGCGAGCUCGAGGAGAAGCUCGCGUACUCGAGGGACCCGAGCCAGCGGUACGCCGUCGGGCCGGUGCCGCAGACGCUGGGCGGGAGGCGGGCGCUGGACUUCGUGCUGGACAACAGGACGCUGAAGGAUUUCAACCGCACGCUGCUCUUCGACAUUCGCCUCUCCGCGAUCAGAAAGUAGUCUAUCAUUAUCAUUAGCGCCCACUUGUUUGUACCUUUCGACGACCGUCU
Molecule: messenger RNA, 847 nt
Organism: Micromonas commoda
Lineage: Eukaryota; Viridiplantae; Chlorophyta; Mamiellophyceae; Mamiellales; Mamiellaceae
Exons: 1
Coding region: 42-797 (251 amino acids)
Cellular component (GO): thylakoid; chloroplast
Molecular function (GO): peptidyl-prolyl cis-trans isomerase activity
Source: RefSeq, a predicted model, not a curated record